AAACGUAAACAACAACGUUGUAUCAGAACCAUGACUGAUCUGCAACACCAAUUUGACGAACUUGAACUUUUAUUUAACCAGAAUGAAUUAGCUAUUGAUACGCAUAUUCAAAAUUUGAAUCGAAUAAGUAGAGAUAUCUCUCAAUUGGAUGUAAAAUCUGAUUUCGAUGGUAUUCAUAAUGCAUUAAAUCUGUUGCUACAUACAUUUAUAGACAAAUCUGAUCCCAAACAAGAUGCAAUAACUGAAUUGAGGAAUUCAGUAGGUGAUGGGCCUAGAGCAUAUAACUUCAAUCAAAUAAUAGAUGCUAUUGAAGAGUUGGAUGUAUCUGAAGAGUACAUGUUACAAUUGAAUAGAACAAUUCAAGUGUUACGAGAUAGUUAACUCUAUUGCUAUAUACAUGAAACAUAAUACUUAAAAGGUCUUUGGAGCUAAUGAAACGAUCUUGUUAUAUUGCAAGUCUCUUAAUUCCUUGGCGACAACGGAUGAGAUUCUUGUUCCUAAUGGUUCACCAUUCUUAUUUAUUAAUACACAAGCAUUAUCGUCAAACUUAACCAUGGAUCCAUCAGGACGUCUGAAUGGAGAUCUUGUUCUCACAACAACAGCACGACAGAUAUCUUUUCUUUUGACUUUGUUGGUGGAUGUGGUACCAUCAGCUAUUGGUUUGGCUUCUUUUACAACAACGGUGAUUUGGUCACCUAUUUGAGCACAUGAUUUAGGUUUAUGACGUAAGACUUUGAUACAUUCAACAACUAAUGCACCAGAGUUAUCAAUAACAUUAAGUAAGGACUUUAAGUAGAUCAUAGUGGUUGUAUAUACAAAGGU
Spathaspora passalidarum NRRL Y-27907 is the source of this 822-nucleotide messenger RNA. RefSeq lists its product as uncharacterized. Lineage: Eukaryota; Fungi; Ascomycota; Pichiomycetes; Serinales; Debaryomycetaceae. The annotation marks the transcript as partial. The transcript has a single exon. The record is from RefSeq and is a predicted model, not a curated record.